Penicillium soppii is the source of this 1221-nucleotide messenger RNA. Its product is annotated as agmatine deiminase family protein. Gene Ontology annotation, molecular function: agmatine deiminase activity; protein-arginine deiminase activity. Lineage: Eukaryota; Fungi; Ascomycota; Eurotiomycetes; Eurotiales; Aspergillaceae. The coding region runs from base 1 to 1221 and encodes 406 amino acids. The record is from RefSeq and is a predicted model, not a curated record. The transcript has a single exon. Gene Ontology annotation, biological process: putrescine biosynthetic process.
AUGAAGAUUUUCGGACGAUUUCGCAAAGCGCUAUCAAAUAUCUAUACCUUGACAUGUGACCGACUUACAUCUUCGCACACGAGGAACAUCGAUGGGAGCAAAUCUCAACAUGGUAGAUACGUCUUCCCUGCGGAAUCAGAGCUCCACGAGGCGACAAUCAUAGGGUUUCCAUCACGAUGCUCCUUACCACCCGAUAUGUAUGAUGCUGUCUGCAAAGAAUUAGCUCAGCUAGCUUUGGCAAUUGCCGAAUUUGAACCAGUUCGUCUCUACGUUCGACCCGAAGAAAUCCAAUUGGCCGAGUCACUAGUCAAGGAAAAUGACAGUAAGACUUCAAGAAUAUCGAUCAUCCCGUGCCCAAUCAACCACUGCUGGGUACGCGACACAGGCCCAGUCUAUGUGCGUGACACGACAGGCUCGUUUCCGAACAGGCGCUUUGCGAUAAACUUCCGAUUUAACGAGUGGGGAGACAAGAAACCCGAAGAAGACGGAAUCUGCUGGGGCCAGCAUUGGCCCUUGAUGAAUGACCAAGUACUGCAGGAAAAUGCCGAUUUUGCGCGGUGGGUAAUUGACCAUGACCUCGAGCCAGCCCCUGUUGGGCGGAUCGACGCUCCCAUACGCGCCGAAGGGGGCGCUUUGGUUACAGAUGGCGAGGGGACCCUCUUGAUCACAGAGAGUAGCAUCGUCUGUGAUGAACGGAACCCUGGCAUGUCAAAAUCGGACAUUGAGGCGGAGUUGAAGCGGCUUCUCGGGAUCGAGAAGGUGAUUUGGUUUCCAGGACGGCGCAAUGUCGACAUUACCGACGUGCAUAUGGAUGCUGAGGCGAGAUUCGUGCGCCCCGGUGUCAUCGCUUACUCAAAACCUCACGCCAUUGCGAUCGAUUUGUGGAAAGACCUGUCUGCCGAGAUCUUGGAUAUUCUGGAACGUGAGACGGACGCGAAGGGUCGGCGCUUGCAGAUCCAUACCAUUGAGGAGCCGGACCCACGAGGCUUGGUACAAUCAGAUCAUGAUGAACUAUCAGCAAGCUAUGUGAAUUUUUAUUUCGUUAAUGGAGGUCUCAUCAUCCCAAAGUUUGGCGACGAUGAAAGGGAUCAACGGGCCUUGGAGAUGUUACAAGAGUUGAUGCCAGAGCGGGUUGUGAGGCAGGUCUACACCAAUGCCAUUCCCCUUACUGGUGGAGUGAUCCACUGCGUCACCCAGCAAGUUCCUGCGAUGGAAAUAUGA